This is a messenger RNA of Phoenix dactylifera (date palm), 1571 nucleotides long. NCBI's taxonomy places the organism in Eukaryota, Viridiplantae, Streptophyta, Magnoliopsida, Arecales, Arecaceae. The record is from RefSeq and is a predicted model, not a curated record.
AUGGGAAGGCUUAUGAAGUGUUUGGGGGGACUGGGGCUAUUGGUGAUGGCCCUGGUCAUGGUCGUGGGGUUGGCCCAAGGGCGUCAGUUAGAGAAAGAUUUCCUUCUUGGUGGUGAGGAUGGACUUGGAGGUGGUGGUGGCUUCGGAGGAGGCGCCGGCGGUGGGGCUGGUCGAGGGCCUCGAGGCCUUGGUCAUGGUGGUGGAGUUGGAGGUGGUGGGGGAUUUGGGGGUGGUAAAGGUGGUGGCGGGGGAUUGGUGGUGGAGCUGGUGGAGGGUUUGGUGGCGGUGGCGGUGCUGGCGGUGGGUUUGGAGGUGGAGGUGGCGGUGGUGCCGGUGCUGGUGGUGGAUUUGGAGGUGGCAAAGGUGGUGGUGGAGGUAUUGGCGGCGGUGCUGGUGGCGGCGGUGGUGCUGGCGGUGGCUUUGGAGGUGGAAAAGGUGGUGGAGCUGGUGGAGGGGCUGGCGGUGGAGCUGGUGGAGGGGCUGGCGGUGGAGCUGGUGCUGGUGGUGGAGCUGGUGGAGGGGCUGGCGGUGGAGGUGGUGCUGGUGGUGGAUUUGGAGGUGGCAAAGGUGGUGGAGCUGGUGGUGGAUCUGGAGGUGGCAAAGGUGGUGGAGCUGGUGGAGGGGCUGGCGGUGGAGGUGGUGCUGGUGGUGGAUUUGGAGGUGGCAAAGGUGGUGGAGCUGGUGGAGGGAUUGGUGUUGGAGGUGGCAAAGGUGGUGGAGCUGGUGGAGGGAUUGGUGGUGGAGCUGGCAGUGGAGGUGGUGCUGGUGGUGGCUUUGGAGGUGGCAAAGGUGGUGGAGCUGGUGGAGGGAUUGGUGUUGGAGGUGGCAAAGGUGGUGGAGCUGGUGGAGGGAUUGGUGGUGGAGCUGGCAGUGGAGGUGGUGCUGGUGGUGGCUUUGGAGGUGGCAAAGGUGGUGGAGCUGGUGGAGGGGCUGGCAGUGGAGGUGGUGCUGGUGGUGGCUUUGGAGGUGGCAAAGGUGGUGGAGCUGGUGGUGGCUUUGGAGGUGGCAAAGGUGGUGGAGCUGGUGGAGGGAUUGGUGGUGGAGCUGGUGGAGGGGCUGGCGGCGGCGGCGGUGCUGGGGGUGGCUUUGGAGGUGGAGCUGGUGGAGGCGCUGGCGGCGGCGGCGGAGCUGGUGGAGGGGUUGGCGGCGGCGGCGGUACUGGUGGUGGCUUUGGAGGAGGCAAGGGUGGUGGGAUUGGUGGCGGAGCUGGCGGAGGGGCUGGUGGUGGGGGUGGAGCCGGUGGAGGACUCGGCGGCGGCGGCGGCGAAGGCGGAGGAGUUGGAGGUGGCUCAGGUGGAGGUUUCGGAGGCGAAAGUGGCGCCGGUGGAGGAUUCGGAGGUGGUGAAGGAGGAGGCGGCGGUUUCGGUGGUGGAGCUGGAGGCGGCGGUGGUGGAGGAUUGGGAGGAGGCGGCGGGGGUGGCUUCUAAGAAUAUUUACUAGCUUCCUCAAAGUAAAGCCUAGAGAGAACCACGUAUGCAUACGUAAUGUACUUAAGCUACGCGGGGGAAUAAAUCUCCUAGCCUAAUAAUUUUAAAUUAACGGAGUGAUUAUUAUAUUUGCACCUUGGUCGA